AUUUUAACCCAAAAAAGGGAAAAAUGAAGGAGAUAUGGGUCGGGUCAGUUGGCCGGCAAAGAAAAGUAAAAAGCCCAAGCCUUUGGUUUUUGUUAUAACAGAUUUUAGGACGGAAGACAGAAGAACAUACAUAACAUUUUUUCUUUUAGCUCUUAGGUUUCUGUUUCUCUGCUGACUGCUCUCAUCGAAAUCAAACAGACAAGACCCUUGUCUAAUUAUGUCUGGCGAAGAGGAAGAAAACGCUGCGGAGCUCAAAAUUGGAGAAGAGUUUUUGAAGGCAAAAUGUUUGAUGAAUUGUGAAGUGGCUUUAAUUCUUGAGCAUAAGUAUGAGCAGCUUCAGCAAAUGUCUGAUGAUCCCAUGAAUCAGGUUUCCCAGGUAUUUGAGAAGUCACUGCAGUAUGUAAAGCGCUUUAGCCGUUACAAAAAUCCAGAUGCUGUUAGACAAGUUCGAGAAAUUCUGAGUAGAUAUCAGUUAGCUGAAUUUGAGCUUUGUGUUCUUGGCAACCUGUGUCCUGAAACUUUGGAGGAAGCAAUUGCUAUGGUGCCUUCCAUCAAGGUAUAAAAUGAUUAAAGGACGGGCUCACGAUGAUGAUGCCAUUGAGAGAAUGUUAAAUGACCUGUCUCUUAUAAAGAAAUUUGAAUAGUGGCCACUAAAUUUCUGGCUGCCCUUACUGACUGUAUUUGGACAGGCACAUGACCACUGAAGCCGUUAAGAGAAUGUUGAAUGUGCUGUCUCUAAUCAAGAAAUCUAUUUUGGGGCCAUUACAUUUUGACCUACCCAUGUCAAAGGUAUUUGAAAUUGUGGUGCAGUCAGUUUGGGAUUGACCUUGAAUCUUAGUAUGCCAAAUGGUUUAUGUUUUGUAAUUAUCUCAGUAAGGUAUGACAAAUGCAUUCUUGGAAAAAGGCUUUAGCCAUGCAUUCUGGUGACUUGUGCUGAUUUUACAAUGAUAUUUUUAUUAUUAGAUGGUUGUUCUUAAUGAGAAGUUUGCUUAUAA
This is a messenger RNA of Durio zibethinus, 995 nucleotides long. The record is from RefSeq and is a predicted model, not a curated record. NCBI's taxonomy places the organism in Eukaryota, Viridiplantae, Streptophyta, Magnoliopsida, Malvales, Malvaceae.